GUGUGGAUGUGGCUGAGCGGCUGACAAAAACUUAACUACUCUGCUUCUCCUUCACGCUCAGACAAAUCCAAGCGCGCACUCUGGGAAAAAAACAAAACAAAAGCGGAGGUGACUCCCACCUCCGUAUUUUUCGUGACAGCUCAAAGGAUAAAGUAAGCGGAGUAGGUUGGCUGAGGGAGGGGCCGCCAGCAGAGGGUGUUUUCCUUCUGCUGUGUCAGUUUUCAGCUCUCUGUCACAGUCCUUGUGUUUGCGCGUAAAAGCAGAACCAUGAAUAGCUGCACCCGGAGCGCAUGGUCUGAUUGAUGCAGAACUCCCCGCAGGGCUUCGCUGGGUAACAUGGAUCUGCACCCGGUCUUCAGAGGGAAAGCCCGCAUUUCUUCACGGAUCCGUGUUUCCACCACGAGGAUACCUGCGCUUAGAGAGGAUACGCCGGAAUAAAAAGCAGGACUUUAUCAUCAUUAAGCUGCAGUGUCCAGCGCUGCAGAACGCUUCGCCAUGCUAGAAGUCAGGUUUUGGAGCGUCAGAUUAUCUGUUCUGCUGCUGCUUUGGCCUCAACUCCUGCACAGUCAACAAACAGCUGAUCACAGGAAGGUGCCGCAGAGGACAGAGUAUCAACAGGAGAACAGGGACAAGUACAGGGAAAUCCAGGGUACCUGGGGCACCUGGGGCGCCUGGUCAACCUGCUCCCGGACGUGUGGGAAAGGGGUACAAGAACAGACGAGGCCCUGUCUGCCUGUGUACACUCAAUACCCCGCCAGAGUAGCUACAGUUCAGCCCCAGCAGCCGGGCUAUGUCAUUUCAGCUUUGAAGCCUGCUGCUGCUCCGAGCCACAGUGGAGUCAGAGCCUUCAACGGCAGCAGCAGCAGGGGAGAGCCGAGGAGGGAGAAGCAGAGCCGGCCAGGAGAACGCAGGAGGGUCACCCACAUCGUCCCAGGGAGGUAUGGCUAUGGACGAGCACCUUAUGUUGCUCCACUGCAAGCGGAUCCGGGCCGAGGCUCAGGUUCCCCUCGGCUCCACAGACAGAGACGCUCGGCUGCAGCUAAUUUCCUCCAGCCCGUCGCCAGAGGGCACAGCGACCGCAGGUCACAUAAACCGGAGGCCUCCAACAACCUCCAUCGCUUCACCGAGCCAUACGCGAAUCCCAGGACACAACAGUCCAGGAACAAUCAAGUCUGGGCUCCCCUUUAUCAACCUACUUCUGCCAAGCAGGCCGAGGUCCAGGCAGGCGGUCGGACCUCCGGCCACCAGCUGCAUAAGGAGAGACCUUACAACCCCCUGCCUUCUUCCUUUUGCACAGGGGAGCAUGCUCGCUACAGGAUCUGCAACAGUAAUGAUUGUCCUCCAUCCAGCAAGGACAUCAGAGCGGUCCAAUGUUCUUCCUACAAUAACCAGCCUUUCAUGGGCAGGCUCUACAAGUGGGAGCCUUUUAACGAGGUUCCCGACGAGCCGCACUGUGAGCUGAACUGCCGGGCCAUUGGGUUCAGAUUCUACGUGCGCCAGUCAGACAGGGUGACUGACGGGACUCCGUGUGGACAGAAUGAAACAUAUCUGUGUGUGGCGGGACGGUGCGCGAGCCUUGGCUGUGAUGAGUAUCUUGGAUCUGGGAAGAUGGUUGACAAGUGCGGCGUGUGCGGUGGUGACAACACAACCUGCAGGCUGGUCUCAGGAGUGUUCAAACACAGCUUGUCCAAGAUUGGCUACCACAAGAUAGUGGAGAUCCCAGAGGGCGCCACCAAGAUCAACGUGACAGAGAUGGUGAAGAGCAGAAACUACCUUGCUCUCCGAAGCCGUUCCGGGAGAUCCAUAAUAAAUGGAAACUGGGCUAUUGACCGACCAGGGAAAUAUGAGGGUGGGGGUACCAUGUUUACCUACCGCAGACCCAAUGAGAUCAGAAGCACAGCUGGGGAAUCCUUUGUUGCUGAGGGCCCCACCAAUGAAAUCCUGGAUGUUUAUAUGAUCUUCCAGCAGCCAAACCCUGGGAUUCACUACGAGUACAUUCUCCCCUCUGAGAAAACCACCAAGCCUCAGCAAGCGACCCACACACCAGAAGAAGAAGCGGUGAAUGGACAAGAUGAGCAUAACCAGCAGGAAAACUUCAACUACGCAGGUGGGGGAAGGCAUAAAGCGCAUCCUCCAGACAACCAGGUACCUGCUGUGGUUCCUCCAAAACCUGAGAGGGAGUACAACUGGAAACUGACUGGUACCACAGAAUGCAGCGCCUCCUGUGGAAAAGGUUUCAGAUAUUCAGUUUUCCGCUGCGUCCACCGGCUGAAUCACGUCGAGGUGUCAGAUGCUCUGUGCGACAGCAGCAGCCGCCCAGCUCCACAAGAGGAGGCCUGCAACCUGCAGCCCUGCCCAGCUUUCUGGGACAUCGGAGAGUGGUCAGAGUGCAGCAAGACCUGUGGGCUAGGCAUGCAGCACCGGCAGGUCCUGUGUCGCCAGGUUUACGCCAACCGCACCCUCAACGUCCACACGAGCCGUUGUCAACACCUGGAGAGACCCGAAACAGCCAGUACCUGCCAGCUGAAGAUCUGCAGCGAGUGGCAGAUCCGCUCCGAGUGGACAUCUUGUUCAGUGCCAUGCGGGCUGGGUCAGAGGUCAAGAGAGGUGCGCUGUGUCAGCAACGUGGGCGACUUUGUUCCUGAUGAGGAGUGCAACAUGAAUCUGCGACCCAACGAUGUGGAAAACUGCGAUAUGGGAGCCUGUGCCAAGAGUUGGUUCUACACCGAGUGGGGAAACAGGUGCUCUGCUGAAUGUGGGAUGGGGGUCAAAACCCGUGGAGUUCUUUGUCUGACUAACCACGUCAGCAGCCUUCCUCUGGAGGGAUGUGGCAGUGAGCGGCCUGCAGAGUCCCAGGUCUGCAACAAUGGUCCCUGUGACAACCGCAUCGAGUGGUUCACAGGUCCCUGGAGCCAGUGCUCUGCAGAAUGUGGCACAGGCAGUCAGCAGAGGUCGGUGGCAUGUUUAAUGAACUCUGACGAAGGAUUUACCGUCAUGCCACCCUAUGAAUGCUCCUCCUUGGACCGACCGCUCAGUCAGCAGAGCUGCAGCAUCAAGGCCUGUGGAGCAAAGUGGUACCACACUGACUGGAGUGCUUGUUCGAAAACAUGCGAGGGAGGUUUUCGAGUGCGGGAGGUGCGCUGUCUGUCAGACGACAUGCUGUCCUCCGAGGCCUGUGAUGAGCAGCUGAGACCAGCAGAGAGGGAGGACUGCAGCCCUGAGCCCUGCAUGCCUCACAUAGAUCUGAACUGCAGAGACAAGUACUUCAACUGCAAUGUGGUGGUCCAGGCUCGCCUCUGUGUGUACGAUUAUUACAAAACAGCGUGCUGUGCUUCAUGUUCACGCGUGGCACACAGACAGAAAACCCACCGAGGUCACAGCUAGCACAGACUUCCUGUGGACCCUCAUCUGCACCCACUAAAGGGUCCCUGACCCUGAGAAAGAUGGACGGACGGGACCUUUUGCCAGAAAGGGCCCUCGUUUGAGUUAACAGGGAUUGAAACCUGAGAAGGAACAUCUGAGUUGGACCUUUUGCAGGUAGCUGUUGGGGAACGAGAAAAAAGGCUUUAAAUUAUGUAUGAAAUGAAUCCAGGUGCUGGAAAUAAAGAAGAUUCUCUGAGGGACAGAGAGCCACGGCAAACAGUGAAACCCCCCAAAAAUGUAUUUUUCUUUAGUUUGCAGCUGGCUUUUGUGCCUCACCUGUCCAGAGUAGAUUGCCAGUAAACCUGUUAUUGAGGAUAUAUUCUAAGAAAGUGGAUUCUGUGGUAAAAGUGGUUUUACAUGCACUACAAGCCAAAGUCGGCUCAUUAAACCAAGAACAACACAGUGAUAACCUUUUCAUAAACAAACAUCGUGCAUUAAACCCUCCGUGGGGCUAACGAUGGUUCCAUUCCUACAAUACCAUGAGAUGUAAAAGCAGCUUAUGUAAUAUAACAAUGUGUAUAUAUGUUUGUGUAUAACAGCGUUGGAUAAGUGUUUUGCUUUUAGUGGUUCUCUGACCCCUCCACAGAACCUGGAGGAGGAGGAUGGGGAGGAGGGGUCCCUCUUUAUUUAUGAAUGUGGCUCUCCAGGGUGGAUGAUUCUUUAUCGGCCACUGGUGGCUUCGUUUCAGCUGUUAUUCCUUUAAGCCAAUCACAGUCUGUGAACUGGAUGUAGACAGCCCACAGCCUGCUGGAUGGCAGAACCAGAUGCUCCAAACACUGGUGAUUUCUGGCAAGCUGAAACAUGCCUUUUUUUUCCUUCUUGUGGACGAUGAUCAUUCCACAGCAAUCCUUGAUGAUGUAUACAUAUUUUUAAAAUAUGAAUAUUUUAUUGUUUAACUGCAUUGUACAGCUCUUGGCUUGAUUUGAUAUACCAGUUGUUCAUAAAUUCUUGUUCAUUAAUUAGCUCUAUUUACCAUAAGGACACUGUUUGAAAAAAAUAUUUAGCAGUGUUACAAAUCUUCUCCAAACUCAACAAUCUUACCUCUUAUCAUCAAGAAGGCUGCUGGUUACAGGCUCAUCUCAGCACAUUAGAAUAUUGUUGAACAUUUAAACAGAUUGAUGUACAGUACUUGAAGCAUUGAUUUCUGUUAAUUUUGAUUAUUAUGUCUUGCCCUUAAUGCUUAAUGCUUGUCUGCAUUGUUGGGUCUGGUGUGUCUCAUCUUUAGCUUCCCAGCACUUCACUGAUUCUCCGUGGGGUUUCGGUCAUGCCGGCUUGGCGGUCAGUCAAUUACAGCGAUACCAUGGAUUUUAAAACCAGAUAAAGGUACUUUUCAUCAGUACGGGUUGGUGCCGUGUGUGCCUUAAAAAGGAAAUCAGCAUCUCCAUAAAAUGUGUCAGCAGAUAGAAUAAUAAUACAAUUUCCUGGGGAACGGUGGCUCUGACUUCAGACUCAAUGAAACACAGCGGAUCAACACCUGGGAACACCAGACAUGGCUCCUCAAAUAAUCACAGACUAUGGAAACCCUAAACCAAGUCUCACACGAUUUGGAUUCUAUGCCUCUCCCCUCUUCCUCCAGACUCUGGAAGCUGGAUUUCCUAAUUAAAUUCUAAGUUUACAUCUAUUUGAAGACUUCAGACUAAACACCACUUCUGCCAGCUGUGGACGUAUCCCGCAUGUCUUCCCCCUCUUUCUCAACCUCAUUUCCUGUCAGCCAACUGUCAAUUAAAGGCGACUAGUGACAAAAAAAUGUACACACAAGUGGGCUCUUUUUACUAAUUAGGUGACCUCACAUGGAAGAGGGUGCAUCAGUAGUGGUUGCUGGAAGUUUAAUUUUUUUGGUGGAGUUCCCCCUAAUUUUCUAUAGGUAGAACCUCCCAUUACAAUGGUCUAGUGGAGGCUGAUUGCUUUUUCCCCCCUUCAGAAUAACCCUAAGUAAAAAAAACAAAAUAAAAAAAGCAAGAAAACCUCAGGGAUUUAACAUCUGGGAGCUUUCAUAAUUAAAAGCGCUCAUUAUCACAGUCCAAAUAUUUUCAGGUAAGGCAAGGAUUCUCAUAAUUAUGUACAAAUGCCUCCCAAAUCCAAUCAGCUGCAGAAACAAACAGGAGUCGAAUAAUAUUGAUGUGGGUUGCAGCUUACAGCUUCUAUUUUUUAAACUGGUGGACAGAACAUUGGUCUUUUGUCAAUAUAAUGAUUGCACCACUCGAGAAAGGUCGAUACCAGUAUAAUGGGAAGGAGACUCCUGCAGAUUGGAUUACUGACUGAGAGAUUGAGGUUCUUACAUGUCUGACCACCCAGUCUACUGCCUUUAAUAUAUUUCUUCUUAGACUUGCAGGAGACUUAUUACCAUUUACUCCUAAACAAAUCUGUUGCAAGCCUGGAUUAUGGAGUUGGACGUCAAUCAAGGAAGAUAUAAUGUUAAAUUAUAUUAGCUUUUUAAAGUGGAAAUUGAGCCCUUAAAUAUAUUACUUUAGAGCCAUCUACUGGAUUAAAUGUGAAACAACAUGCAGGGUUACGUCUCUUCACUUUAUGCAAUGAUCCUGCCGUGUUUAUCACUAGUAAAGAUUUCUCUGUUAUUUUUAUAGUUCAAGAGAAGGAGCAGAAACAGAAGCUUAAGAUCUAUAACCCAUUGUGCUCAUAUUUAAAAGUUUAGUGGCUGCAUGCUAAAUGCUAAAUGACGUUUGGAGUGAUGACAAUGCUUUAUGUAACGUUUGUCAUGAAUUAUUCAUUUGAAGUUUUGACCAGAAAAUGCAUAAAUUCUUGUCUGAAAUCAGCAAUUGUAUCAUAUUGUAGAAAAGAAAUCUUUAAUUUGAACCCUUUCUAACCCUUUAAGUUAUUUUAAGUCCUUUUUAAUACUGGUCUUUCUUCUAAUGGUGGACAGCUGAAGCAACAAACAUACACAAAAGCUUUUGUUUUCAGUUUUUAGUAAACUUUUCUAAUUUUAAGGUAUUUGAAAUUAUAUACACAUAUACGCGUUUCUCAAGACAACAAUACUUUAAAUGAGUUUAGGUCUCGACUUUGGCUGCACCAUUUUAACACAUUAAUUGUUUUGUUUUUUUAUCUAAAUAUCACAUCUUAACUCUUGGUGUGCCGUUUGUUUGAAAGAUUAACCUCACCCCAGUUAUGUUUGCAGCGACCAACAGGCUUUCUUCCAGUAUUGUCGUGUAUUUGGCUUUAUCCAACUUACCAUCAAUUCUGAUAAGCUUCUAUGUCUCCGAUGAAAAUCUUCAUUCCAACCACCACAUGAUGCUGCCACUACCAUGCUUCAAUGUAGAGAUAAUGUCUUUUAGUUAUUUGCGUUGUCACUUUUCUGCCAUACAUAGCAUUUGGCAUGUAGAACAAAAUAAAUAUAUAUUUUUAAGUCAAAAAGAAAACUGGACUUCUUAUGGCUUUCUUUCAAUAAUGGCUGUCCUCUUGCCACUCCUCCAUAAGAGCCAGCUGUGAGUAAUGCAUCAAUAGUAGUUUUACUGUCAACAGAUUAUUCCACCUGAGCUGAUUUCUGCAACUCCCGAAAGGUUCCAGCCUCUGAACUACUUCUCUUCUUAAUUUUCUUUUUAUUCAUCAAGUUUUUAUGCCUGGUACUCUUUCCAUUCUCUGAUGAUGGAUUGAACACUGCUCUGUGACAUGUUCAAAGCGUGGGAUGUUUUUUUAAGCUAAACCUGCUUUGAAGUUCUCCACAACUUUAUCCCUGAGUUAUCUGAUGUUUUCCUCUGGUUUUGUAAUGCUGUUUUUUCCCCCUCUCAUGAUAUUUAACGGACAUCUAAGACCUCCUCAAAACAGGUUUUACUUUCUGAUUAAAUUAUAUACAGAGAGGAUUCAUUUACAAAUGAGCUGACUUCUGAGGCUGAAUUCUGCUUCGUGAGAUCAGAAUACACUUUUCAGAUUUUUACUUUUUCUGUUGUUUUUUUUUAAUAGAAACACCAUGUAUAAUUUUCUACUCAUUGCAAUGAAACACCUACAAAUAUUAAUCGAGGGUGUAAUGCGAGAAAAUGUGAAAAAGAUCAAGAGGUAAAAUUGCUUUUGAGAGACACUGUACACAAACUCAAAUGGUCCUGCCUGAAAGGAAAAGACAAAUUGCAUGACAAGCUGCACAUAAUUUUUAGUGCUCCUAAAAAGCAUUGGGCUAAACAUUUUUUAGAUCUUAAGAAUGUAGAUUAAACUGAGAUGUUGCACAACUUGAUCUCUAAGUCUCAUAAGUUAGAGAUGUUAAGUUCAUCACUGCUGCUGUUGGCAGUGUAGACGGCUCUUUGAGGUUAGAACUCACUCCUCCAUCCAAGUAGCAGAGGUUUUAGGCGGUUUGGAAACAGAAAGAAUGUAUUUCUUGGUGUCCACAUGUAUGGCUCCAUAACAAUCAGUUUGUCACUACACAAGCCCAGUGGAGGAAAAACUCCUGCACCAGAGUAUGAAUUAGACACUCCACAAUACAUGGCUUGGAAACAGAAGAUGUCCUGGAUGUGAUUAUGUAACAAUUCAGAAGUAGGUAAAACAAACAAACAAACAAAAAACUAUGAUAUGAUUGGAAUUGGGCCAUAAUCUCUCUGUUGGUUUGGGGAUUGUUGAAUAUUGUAUGUAUUUUUACUGAAAUAUAAAAACUGCAGACAUCCUUCCUGCUUGAAUAGAA
Messenger RNA from Fundulus heteroclitus (mummichog), 8041 nucleotides. RefSeq names its product ADAMTS-like 7 (gene adamtsl7). Bases 496 to 3384 code for a protein of 962 amino acids. The record is from RefSeq and is a predicted model, not a curated record. Gene Ontology annotation, biological process: extracellular matrix organization. Lineage: Eukaryota; Metazoa; Chordata; Actinopteri; Cyprinodontiformes; Fundulidae. Gene Ontology annotation, cellular component: extracellular matrix. The transcript is spliced from 18 exons. Gene Ontology annotation, molecular function: protein binding; metalloendopeptidase activity.